Molecule: messenger RNA, 660 nt
Organism: Chrysochloris asiatica (Cape golden mole)
Lineage: Eukaryota; Metazoa; Chordata; Mammalia; Afrosoricida; Chrysochloridae
Gene: RAB19
Product: RAB19, member RAS oncogene family
Exons: 3
Coding region: 1-660 (219 amino acids)
Cellular component (GO): trans-Golgi network
Molecular function (GO): GTPase activity; GTP binding
Source: RefSeq, a predicted model, not a curated record
AUGCCCUUCUCCAGCACAGUCAGGGCGGCGGCAGACGAAGAAAACUUCGACUAUUUGUUCAAGAUCAUCCUCAUUGGGGAUUCCAAUGUGGGGAAGACGUGUGUGGUACAGCACUUCAAGUCCGGGGUCUACACGGAGACACAGCAGAAUACAAUCGGGGUGGACUUCACCGUGCGCUCCCUGGAGGUCGACGGCAAGAUGGUCAAGAUGCAGGUGUGGGACACGGCCGGCCAGGAGCGCUUCCGGACCAUCACCCAGAGCUACUACCGCAGUGCCCACGCCGCCAUCAUCGCCUACGACCUCACACGGCGCUCCACGUUCGAGUCUAUCCCGCACUGGAUCCAUGAGAUUGAGAAGUAUGGCGCGGCCAACCUGGUUAUUAUGCUGAUCGGAAAUAAGGCUGACCUGUGGGACCAGCGGAGUGUCUUGUUUGAGGACGCCUGUACACUAGCCGAGAAGCAUGGGCUCCUAGCGGUGCUGGAGACGUCAGCCAAGCAGUCCCGGAACAUAGAUGAGGUCUUCCUGCUCAUGGCCAAAGAGCUCAUCGCCCGCAACAGUCUGCACCUGUGUGCGGAAGGCGCCCUCAGCAGCCUGCCCCUGGAUUCCAGCCCCGUCCUCCUGGCCCAGGGUUCCAGCGGGAGGACCCACUGCACCUGCUGA